This is a messenger RNA of Molossus molossus (Pallas's mastiff bat), 915 nucleotides long. Its product is annotated as speedy protein E4-like. Gene Ontology annotation, molecular function: protein kinase binding. NCBI's taxonomy places the organism in Eukaryota, Metazoa, Chordata, Mammalia, Chiroptera, Molossidae. The record is from RefSeq and is a predicted model, not a curated record. Gene Ontology annotation, biological process: positive regulation of cyclin-dependent protein serine/threonine kinase activity.
AUGCAGACGGGCCGAGCUCGGACCGCGCCGCCGCCGCCGCCCAGCUCCUCGGGCCUGGCCCGCGGGCUCGGGGUCGCCUCGGAGGUCCCGCUCCAGAUGUCUACUCAGCUCAAAGAAGGGAUAAGGGUCUGUGUUCAAAUCGAGAACAAGAGUUUGGACAGAUCAGAGUCUAGGUUUCUUGAAAAGGAAGAGUUGGGAGAAAUCAUGGCCAGUUGUGAACCAAGUUCACAUUCUGAGAACCAGAGCCCUCCACCUAACUCCCCAGGGUACCCCUUGGAGGUGAGAGUGGGUGAAGAAGUCCCAGGACCAUCAGCACCCUGGGUCAACCCCAGCCCCCUGCCUCAGUCCCCUGACCGGAAGAGGAAGAGGGAGUGGUCCACAGAAGAGGAGCCGGAGGAGGAGGCGGCCCCUGGGGCCCAGGACACCUGGGUUGUGGAGACCCUGUGUGGGCUCAAGAUGAAGCUGAAGAGGCAGCGGGUGUCCUCAGUGCUGCCGGAGCACCACGAGGCCUUCACCAGGCUGCUCGAGGAUCCUGUCGUCAAACGAUUCCUGGCCUGGGACACAAAGCUGAGGGUCUCUGACAAGUACCUCCUGUCCAUGGUGGUCGCUUAUUUCAGCCGGGCGGGGCUGUUCUCCUGGCAGUACCAGCGCAUUCAUUUCUUCCUGGCCCUCUACCUGGCCAAUGACAUGGAAGAAGAUAACCAGGCACCCAAACAAGCCAUCUUCUCCUUCCUCUACGGGAAGAACCGCUCCCAGCGUCCCCUGUUCCACAAGCUGCGGCUGCAGUUCGUCCGUUCCAUGGGCUGGAGGACGAGGGUCUCCCGGGAAGAAUGCGAAGAGAUCCAGACUUUUGACCCAGAGCUCUGGGUGUGGGGGCGAGAUCGCGCCCGUAUCUCCACGACUGCAGAGGCCUAA